Aspergillus ruber CBS 135680 is the source of this 720-nucleotide messenger RNA. RefSeq names its product mediator of RNA polymerase II transcription subunit 11. The coding region runs from base 35 to 565 and encodes 176 amino acids. Gene Ontology annotation, molecular function: transcription coregulator activity. Gene Ontology annotation, biological process: regulation of transcription by RNA polymerase II. The record is from RefSeq and is a predicted model, not a curated record. Gene Ontology annotation, cellular component: mediator complex. The transcript has 2 exons. Lineage: Eukaryota; Fungi; Ascomycota; Eurotiomycetes; Eurotiales; Aspergillaceae.
UUUCAAUUCUCAGAAUUUCCAGUAAACAAUCAGCAUGGCGGAAAGCAAAGAAUUAGACAAAUUGGACCAGAAGUUCUCGUCAGCUGACCGCAUCCGGCAACUAAAUGAUGUGGACAAGGACGUCGCAAAGCUCAUCCACUCCGCCGGCCUCGCCGUCCAAGCUCUGACGAACGCCAAAUAUGAAGAUUCCCCCACAACAACGACAGCAGACACAUCCCUCGACUCCCAUAAGUCCCGCUUCAAAGAAGCCACCUCGCAAUAUUUCGCCCUCCUCUCUUCGAUUGAUGUCCGUCUCCGUCGCCAAGUCUAUGCUCUAGAAGAAGCUUCUGUUCUUGCUCCAGAAAUUGCGUCCCGGACCGGUGAGGGGGGUGCCGCUGGUGGGGGAGGUGCGGGGGUUGCGAAUCCGUUGGACAUCAGUUGGUUGAAUAGUAGGAAGGAUACUGUUGGGAAGGAUAAGGAGGCUGAACUUUGGGCUGCUGCGAGGGAGUUUGUGGAGCAGAUUGGCAAUCCAACUUCAACGGAAUUGGUGAAGGCAGAAGGGGGACAGAAGAUGGAAGUUGAUUGAUUGUCCGCUAUUGGGAAGGGAGAACAGACCUCCUUUUACUACUUCAUGAGAAACCAUAUUUUUGAUACCCUUUUGUUUUAAACCAAAUAGAAACGCAUCUGUCCGUGAAAUGGCACAGCAAUAUAGCUACAAUAAAAUUCAAUUUAUGUACUAGG